Suillus subalutaceus is the source of this 986-nucleotide messenger RNA. RefSeq names its product 60S ribosomal protein I1-a. Lineage: Eukaryota; Fungi; Basidiomycota; Agaricomycetes; Boletales; Suillaceae. Gene Ontology annotation, molecular function: structural constituent of ribosome; RNA binding. Gene Ontology annotation, cellular component: large ribosomal subunit. The transcript is spliced from 6 exons. Gene Ontology annotation, biological process: translation. The coding region runs from base 25 to 666 and encodes 213 amino acids. The record is from RefSeq and is a predicted model, not a curated record.
AAAUAAAUCUCUGAUUACGUAUGCAUGUCACACUCGUGCGGGGGCUCCGUUAAGGACCUUCUGGCUGAUGCCAAUGGCGAGAAAAGACGCAACUUUGUGGAGACCAUCGAACUUCAGAUUGGUCUUAAGAACUACGAUACUCAAAAAGACAAGCGUUUCUCUGGUACCGUCAAGCUGCCUAAUGUCCCUCGCCCGCGCAUGUCCAUCUGUAUUCUUGCUGAUGCGGCGGACAUAGAUCGCGCCAAGCAAAUCGAGCUGGAGUACAAGUCAGUUGAUGACUUAAAAAAACUGAACAAGAAUAAGAAGCUCGUCAAGAAACUCGCCAAGAAGUAUGAUGCAUUCUUGGCGUCUGAAGCCUUGAUCAAGCAGAUUCCUCGUCUUCUUGGGCCCGGUCUCUCUAAAGCUGGAAAGUUCCCUACUCCUAUCUCUCACGCUGAGGAUCUAGCGAACAAGCUCAAUGAGGUCCGAUCAACGAUCAAGUUCCAACUCAAGAAAGUCCUUUGCUUGGGUGUUGCCGUUGGACAUGUCCAAAUGACUGACGACCAGGUCCUUGCGAACGUCAUGAUGAGUAUUAACUUUCUGGUUUCCCUUCUCAAGAAGAACUGGCAGAAUGUCCAGUCGUUGCAUAUCAAGAGCACGAUGGGCAAACCCAUUCGUCUAUUCUAAGCUGUCAUGGGUUGCUAGGGUGCAUAGUGUUAGAAUUGGGUGAGAGCGGAUCUGGCAUCGUAAUGCAAAACAAGAAGCCCCGCACGCUUUUACCAACGGCUUUAAAGGCCGAUUGGGAGCUGAUACGAUGCCACGAUUUUGAGCUUUCUUCUUAUUUCUCUCAUCGCGCAGACACAGCCUUCGUAGGACUUAGAUGUACCUGUUGCUAAUAUCAUGAUAUACAGAAGCUACGUAUGAUACUGAACUUUGUGGUUGCGAGGGCAGCCUGAGUAUCGUGGCAUUUAUUAACGUCACAGUUCAAGGAAAGGAUUCGAUGGUAG